CACUCGGCAUCGCGACAGCCAUCGAGUCGCUUUGCACUCAUUCACUCCAGUCCACAGCCGACUGCCGCGGCGAUCGCACGCGGUCUCUUUAUCGACGCGCCUCAGAUGUUAGUGUACGAUUACGACAUCGCGGUACAUUUUGAACUUUUACCGUGACAGUGAAUUGGAUUGUUUCGAAAAUGGGUUAAACGCCCUCCCGAACGUAAUGAGUCCGGGCGAGCGCGCCGCCCUAGGGCGCCGCGAACCCGCUCGCCCUCAGUAUGCCAACACAGCUCCGGGUUUCCCGCCACCCUACUAUCCGCCCUAUGGUGUGCCGCACCCGAGUGCGUGGCUCGGCGCCCCUCUCAUAUCAAUGGCCGGUCGUGCACCAGCACAAUCCCGGAAUACACCUGUUUCGAAGUUGGCUAUGCAAGCGCAGGGAGCACCACUAAUUAUACAAAACAGAAAAAAGUUCAACAUCGGAUUCGAUCAACGCAACCAGCGGACACAACAAGGCCAUACAGAAAAUGUGCAACGAGACAGGUGUGAACUUACUGACGGAAACAGGGCGCGAAACCAGCAACAGCAAACGCGUUCUGCGCGAGGCGGACGUAACAACAACACGGAUGCGGUCAGUGUCGCGAGCGAUGAAAGUUCCGGCUCCGCUAACUCAGAAACCAUGCUACCCAGGAUAAUAAAACCAAGAAAACGACGUAAAAAGGAUAGGAAGCCGAACAACAUCGUACCGCACGAUUUAACGACUACUUUAGAUCUCGGCGAAGUUGAUCAUUGUGCGGUUUCAAACAUAGGGACGCACGGCAUUUAUGAUGAAAGUUAUUGUCGCGAUAUGUCUUUACCGUAUCGCUUAGAUGUCAAAGUACUGGAGUAUCCGGAACCGGCACCGACCCCGUAUCGAGUAACAGCACUCGGAGAGGCAUUAGAAGCCACUCGUUUUGGUAUAACCGAGGCUGUUUCACCAGCAGAAUCCGCAGUUAGUUCGUGUCAGUGUCGGCUUUGCGACCCCGUUGGACAAAUUUGGGAUGCAGAUUCCAUUGCUGAUCUACUAGAUGAAAAUUCUAGUGGUGAUUUCACACCUACAAAGCUCGAAGAUUCUAUGAAAGUAGUCGGACCACUAGGACGACGAGGUGCUGAUACAACGUUACGAAGAAGUUGGAGCGAUCCGUCAUCUCGGGUCCCUGAAAGACGUGACAUCGGCAAUAGCGAUAAUUAUUCAGCACCUAAUUUGUAUUCGUUAUUCCCACCGGCCAGACAAGCCAGUUCACCAGAACCUCGAUCACCUUUGGCGCUGGAAAUAUCUUCGGAAAUUGUUACGUCCAUGAAUGGUCACCGCGACUUGGAAAUAAAGUUAUUCUCGACCUCGCCCCCGGCUAUGAACUCCGACCGACGCUCCUUUUUCGCAGAUAAAAGUGAAAGUGCCGUGAACAGAUGUACAGUCGAGCGCUACGAUUUCAAAGUGAACAGUGCUGUGAAUAACGAAUUCGAUUCAUGUGUCAAAGUUGAAAAGCAAAAGAGUGAUGUGUCAGACGAGGGUUGUUCAGUGGCACUGAUGAACGGCAAACCCUCACGCAACAUUUGUGAUCUAAACUUAGUUUCUGUGUGAGGCGUUUGUCGUCGUUGUAGAACGUUUGUGUCGUCUUUGUAGGCUGCUAGACUCAUAAUUCAUUUGAGCUGGACUCAAAUUGUCACAGCGAGGCAUACACGGAGCGUCUCAACGAGACCAGAAAAUUGAACUUCGAGAUCUCCGAAUCGGUUUCCUGUAGAUUCUACAAUUAAUUUAUUGUUAACCUAGCGUAGGAAACUAUGGGGAACUUUAUCUGGAAACACAGUGUGUCCUUUUUUUUAUAAUUCGCCGCUUAUCACGAUGCCUUCGACUUUCAUGUUAGCCAUUAGAAAAUAAACUUUUAAAACGUCGUAUUAGUUAUAAACGUACAGUUAUAACUCGCGACUUAGCGACGAGUAAUAUACCAGUGUAGGUAGGUCACCACGACGUCUCGAUUCAACUAGUUAUUUUCGAAGCCGCACAUAAUGUCAAUGUAAAAAAACACAGUCAUGAUUGCUUGUAUUAUAAAUCAAUUUGUAUCGUAAGGGGGAUGAAUGUGCCGUAAUAAUUCGCGGUGUGCAAUUAGCGUUUCAUACUACUGACACGGUUCUCGCGGUGUGGCGCGUUCGCUAUUGCGGUUUCCCGCGGUUUUCACCGCGCGCGUCGUUCCGGGUGGCGCCUCCAGCGAGCGCGCAUCUCUUUACCGCUAAUCGCUUUUUCUCCACACUCGUUGCCAAGCUCUCUCCGGCCAUUAUGUUUAACAGCCUUAUUGAGAAGUAAACGGCAAUUAAAACUGCUCACAUUCACGUCUCUCAUCGCUGUUGAUGUCUCUACGAAAUUUUUAUUCGUCUCUGGUUAUUCAGAAAUUAUAUAGAACAGACAAGGCUGUGUGGGCUUAUAUCCCCUUGCCUUUCCUAAUAAGUAAAAAUUGUAACAAAAAAAAAAACGUCUCUUGGUUAGUUAAAGCUGUAAUUUUCAUUUAAAAUGAUUGAACGCGGCUUGUAUUCUGCCGAGUAGUUGUGAUUAGCUUAAUACAUAACGAGUCGCUUCUCAUUAUAAAUGCGGUCACAACGAAUUCUACAACUACAUUUAUUUGACCAGCAUUCGU
This is a messenger RNA of Bombyx mandarina (wild silkworm), 2648 nucleotides long. RefSeq lists its product as uncharacterized. The record is from RefSeq and is a predicted model, not a curated record. Lineage: Eukaryota; Metazoa; Arthropoda; Insecta; Lepidoptera; Bombycidae.